AGCUGCUUGGUAAAUGUUUUCUUGCGUAUAAAAGAUAUAGAGCCGGAUACAGGUGUCCGAUUUCCAUCUUUCGAGCUUUCGAGAUGUUAGGCGGUUGUAAUCUUCUUGCUGAUUGGUUGCUGGGCUGUAAUUGGAUUAACACAUUGGACACCUGCCCCAGCUAUGGCAUAUUGACAGCUGAACUGCAUUAGUCGUCCACACCUGUCCUCCCGUCCCUCUCGCCUUUACAGUUGGAGCGUCCUUUGUAACCAAGAAGGAAAAGUACUGUGCAGUCACAACAGUUUCUUCUCGGCUUCUGCUCCUAACCUUCCCCAACAUGAGUUCUGAAAUGGUCGCUCUCGUCACCGGAGGGACCCGCGGGAUCGGCUACGGGACAGCCCAGGAGCUGGCCGGCGCAGGAUACAACCUCAUCCUGGGGUACAAGGAGAACCAUCAGCGGGCUGCAGGCGCUAAGGCCAAGCUGGAGGAGACGUACAAGGUGCGCGUGUUCCUGGUGGCAGGAGCGGCGGAGGAACAGGCCACCGUGGACGCCUACUUCGCCUGCGUCGAUGAUAACUUUGGCGGGAAGCUGACAGCGCUGGUCCACAACGCCGGCAGUAUGUACGGCCCUCACGGGCUGCCCUCUAAGCCUGAUGCUAACGGGAGCUGGUUCACAGGCUGGGAGGCGUACGAAUACUACCAAAACGUCUACCCGAGGUGCUUCCUCCGGCUGGUGGAAAAGGCCGUCACUCACAUGGAGGACGGCCGCGGGUACAUCGUCGCCGUGUCCGGAGUCGGCUGCAACAGCAACACAACCCCGAGCCUGCCUUACUUCACCCCGGGCAUGGCCAAAUCCAGCAUGGAGUACAUGGUGAGGAACUACGCCAAGCAGCUGGCGCCCAGGCGGAUCACCUGUAACACCGUCAUCCCGGGAAUGAUCGACACAGAAGCCUGGGCACCGGUCAAGGAGCGGGUCGGGACCGCCGGGAUGGCGGGUAUGGUGAACCGGCUGUGCGGGAUGAAGCGCUGGGGCACCCCGAGGGAAGUCGGUGGCGUCAUCGCGUUCCUCUGCUCGGAGAAGGCGUCCUUCAUCACCGGCGUGGCCAUACCUGUGGACGGAGCGUUCCAUCUCAUGUAG
Branchiostoma belcheri (Belcher's lancelet) is the source of this 1117-nucleotide messenger RNA. Its product is annotated as 3-oxoacyl-[acyl-carrier-protein] reductase FabG-like. Gene Ontology annotation, cellular component: intracellular anatomical structure. The transcript has 2 exons. The record is from RefSeq and is a predicted model, not a curated record. Bases 317 to 1117 code for a protein of 266 amino acids. Gene Ontology annotation, molecular function: oxidoreductase activity, acting on NAD(P)H, oxygen as acceptor. Lineage: Eukaryota; Metazoa; Chordata; Leptocardii; Amphioxiformes; Branchiostomatidae.